UCAUUGUUCCCGAUUCCACAACACCAAGAUGCUUGGAAAGUGUGCGAUUCCACUUAGAACUGGAUGCUUUAUUCGCUGUAAUAGCGCAAGUCCAUCCAGAACCUCUGUCUCGGUCCUUGCAGCCUUGAUCAACACGCCAGAAGAAGCUCCGAUAGCCAAACCCAAGCCUAAAGCAUCCCCCACUCCCAAGAUACCACCCAAAAAACCCAUAACAGCCGAGUUCUUGAACCAGAUAUACCGCAACAAACUUGUCCCCCGAGUUUCCAGUGUCCAACGAGGAAACACCAAUGCCUUCUUCAACCAGGGCUCGAUCGAUCUCGAGUGGUCCGUCACCAGCGUACGGGACAUCCCGUCGGAGGUGGUGAAAAAUAUGGAGCGUGAAAUGUAUGCAAAGCAGGAGAAACAGCGGGAACUUGUGGAGGUGAAAGAUCCCAACGCGAUUGAAAGAGAGCUAGAUGCUAAAUAUAACGCAAACAAACACGACCUCACCGUCACCGCCACCUCCGCGAUCCCUACAAAGUUCAAAACCGGGAUUGAGCUGCGCUUUUUGUCAAAGCUCCCGGAAAUUCUUCUUCUCGGCUCCACCAACGCUGGCAAGUCCACCUUGUUCAACAACCUUUUUUCCCCCUUGGAGCGCACGCGAUCGCUAGCCGAGUUUGCCUACACCUCCAGCCGACUCAACUACACCAAGACGUUGAACUGCUUUAACGUGGGGAACCUCAUCAGAGUGGUGGACACGCCAGGUUACGGUGUCAAGGCCGCGCUGUCACAAGGACGUGCGGUUAUGGGUUAUUUGCAAGAGCGCGAGGAGUGCAAACGCGUGUACCUUGUGAUUUCCGCACCAGAUGGGUUUAAAAAGACGGAUAUGAUGGUGAUCAACAUGCUCCAAGACUUGUGUCUUCCGUUUGAAUUGGUCUUGACCAAGGUUGACAAACUAAUAGCCGCAAACCACAACAACAUCGAGAAGGUGACCGCACAGCUCGACCGCAUGUUUGAAGAGGUGGAAUUUUCCACCUGGGGGAUCCAACCAGAUGUGUUUUUUGUGAAUUCGUUAGUCAACAAGCACGUGGAGAAGCGUGGGGGUGUCCAGGCAUUGAGAUGUGGUAUCAUGUCCGCCUGUGGGUUGGAUGGGAUGGCCCUGAAACCCUUCAAGUACAAGAGACGCGAGGGGGUGUAGGGUAUGCUGUAUAUAUUGAAUGAUGCCACAAUCGGAACUUUGGUUAAUCUCCAAAGCAGAUGCCUUCUACGUCUGAAUUGUGAGCACUAAUAAUCCCGGGCUUAUGCUUGAGCCCGCGAUGGAGUCUAUACGUUAGCUCUUCGCACCAUGUUUCAGCGGAGUACUCUUAAUAAGGCAUUCAAACGAAGGAUACAUACCAUGAUAUGAAAAUAGUAUAUCUCUGAGACAAAAACGAUCUCGGUGAGGGUCGAACUCACGAUCUUGUGAUUAACAGUCACACGCCUUAACCAACUUGGCCACGAAAUCAUUCCAGUAUGCGAGCGUACGAGAAUGCCACUGAUACCUGUGACUGUCACGCUGGUUGCUGACAUUUAACGUUGGGACUUGGAAGGCGGAGAAUUUCGGUGCAUAUAACCUUGCACAAAUUAUUAGUAACCAGAAUGUGUGAUUUAUGUCUACCAUUUACAGUGUUUAAGCACAAAUACUGAC
Molecule: messenger RNA, 1666 nt
Organism: Babjeviella inositovora NRRL Y-12698
Lineage: Eukaryota; Fungi; Ascomycota; Pichiomycetes; Serinales
Exons: 1
Coding region: 29-1177 (382 amino acids)
Cellular component (GO): mitochondrion
Molecular function (GO): GTP binding
Source: RefSeq, a predicted model, not a curated record